AAAAAAAGAAUUCCCCAAUCGCUACUUCUCAAUUGAAUUCAAAUCAAAUCGAAUCGAUUCCAGGGAUAGUUCAAUGUUCGCAAGCUCCGCAAUCGGAACUGCUACCGCAACUCCAUUCCUGUCUGGAAAACGUUUGUCAUCUACAGGAACCACCGGAUCUUCUUCGAUUGGUAGGAUGUCUUUCACCGGCGCUAGCAAUCCCAGCCCGUCUUGGAUUACCAUAGAAGCCUUCGCCGAAUCCAACACCAGCACCAGAUCAAACAGAUCAAGAAGAAGAAUAGAGGAGAUGAAACCACCAUCGGCGGCGAACCUUUAUGAGGUCCUGCGUGUCAAGGAAACAGCUUCCCAGGUUGAGAUCAAAACCGCUUACCGUAGCCUCGCUAAGCUUUAUCAUCCAGACGCGGCGUCGUCGGACUCUGAUGCUCGUGAUUUCAUAGAGAUCCACAACGCCUAUUCUACUUUGUCUGAUCCUACGGCCAGGGCUCGUUACGAUCUAUCUAUCGCCGUCAGAAGGCGGCGUUUCAGCUCCUCUUCCUCCGCCUCUCCUGGUUUCGUCGUCGAUCGGACUAGAAGGUGGGAAACCGAUCAGUGCUGGUAAUGGUUGGUGAUCCAUGAC
Molecule: messenger RNA, 616 nt
Organism: Telopea speciosissima
Lineage: Eukaryota; Viridiplantae; Streptophyta; Magnoliopsida; Proteales; Proteaceae
Product: chaperone protein dnaJ 11, chloroplastic
Exons: 1
Coding region: 74-598 (174 amino acids)
Source: RefSeq, a predicted model, not a curated record